Molecule: messenger RNA, 933 nt
Organism: Fragaria vesca subsp. vesca
Lineage: Eukaryota; Viridiplantae; Streptophyta; Magnoliopsida; Rosales; Rosaceae
Product: mitogen-activated protein kinase kinase kinase 2-like
Exons: 1
Coding region: 1-933 (310 amino acids)
Biological process (GO): protein phosphorylation
Molecular function (GO): protein kinase activity; ATP binding
Source: RefSeq, a predicted model, not a curated record
AUGAAGAGGAAGGCGGAAGUGAGUCUUGGUUCAGGUUACAGGUGGAUCAGAGGGAAGAAGAUCGGAGAAGGAGGGUUCGGCUCCGUGUUCGUCGCGUUUGCCAAGAUACCCCAUAUUGGAGAACACCACUUGCCCGAGGCAAUGGCCAUGAAAUCCGCAAAGAUCAAGGAUUCCGAUUCCAUUCAAUACGAGCUGGAGGUUUACAGGGAGUUGGAAACCAAGGGUGGUUGUUGCCCCUUCAUCAUUGAGCACUACGGUGAAGAGGUGACUUGGAGUAACGACGGGGAAGAGGUCUACAACUUGGCCAUGGAAGUUGCAUGGGGAAGCCUUGCGAGGUACUUAAAGAUUAUAGGUCAUGGGUUGCCGGAAUAUCAUGUGAGGCGGUACACCGGUGACAUUCUCAGAGGGGUCAAACACAUACGUAGGUGCGGGUACGUGCAUUGUGAUUUGAAACCAGAGAAUAUUUUGCUUGUGAAGAAUGAUGAGGGCUUUCCCUUUACGGCCAAAGUGGGUGAUUUUGGGUUGGCCAAGAAGAAUGAGGUUCGAGAUAGAUGGAGAGGCACGCCGAUGUACUUGUCCCCGGAGACUGUCUUGUACAAUGAGCAGGAACAUGCCAGUGAUAUAUGGGCCGUUGGGUUAAUCGUUCUGGAGAUGCUGACCGGUGAACGCGCCCGGGAGCAUUUCUACCAUCGUGACAGCAAGACACUCUACAUUGUGGAUGGAAUGAAGCCCAAAAUCCCUGAUACGAUCUCGAUCCAUGCUAGGGAGUUUCUGGAGUUUUGCCUAGCUCCAGAAACAUGGGAAAGAUGGUCAGCUGAGGAGCUCCUCUACCAUCCUUUUGUUGCAGAUGUUGUUAAGCCCAGAAACUUGGGAAAAUGGUCAACUGAGGAGCUUCACAAUCAUCCUUUUGUUUCAGAUGUUGUUAGCUCAUAG